Tigriopus californicus is the source of this 1326-nucleotide messenger RNA. RefSeq names its product protein l(2)37Cc-like (gene Phb1). Bases 239 to 1057 code for a protein of 272 amino acids. Gene Ontology annotation, biological process: mitochondrion organization. NCBI's taxonomy places the organism in Eukaryota, Metazoa, Arthropoda, Copepoda, Harpacticoida, Harpacticidae. The record is from RefSeq and is a predicted model, not a curated record. Gene Ontology annotation, cellular component: membrane; mitochondrion. The transcript has a single exon.
GGAGGCCACUUUGCGCUUUUACGUUCAUGGCACCUGGACAAGCUGUGGGUGGACUGUGGGUAACACAUCACAUGGCCGAACUUCCGAACAACUUGCGUUGUUCUGAUCGUAACAAGUAACAACACCGGACGUUUCGGUUUCACAGCUCAUACUGAUCCCCUCCCGCCCCUCCCGCCCCUUCUUUUGGAUUUGAUCGACCGUUCUCUUUCUCUCAUUGGAUCCAUCAGCCUGGGCCAGCAUGGCGGCGCAACUCUUUAAUCGUUUGGGGCAAUUGGGCGUGGGGCUGGCUAUCGCCGGAGGUGUGGCUCAAUCCGCAUUGUACAACGUGGAUGGCGGUCACCGGGCCGUCAUCUUUGACCGCUUCAGCGGCGUCAAACAGGACGUGAUGGGCGAAGGCACGCACUUCAUGAUCCCUUGGGUGCAGAAGCCCAUCAUCUUCGAUAUCCGGUCGCGUCCCAAGAACGUGCCCUCCAUCACGGGCUCCAAGGAUCUGCAGAACGUGAACAUCACGCUCCGUGUCUUGUUCCGCCCGCAACCCGAUGCCCUGCCUAAUAUCUACACCACCUUGGGCAUUGACUACGAGGACCGAGUCCUGCCCUCCAUCACCAACGAGGUCUUGAAAGCCGUGGUGGCCCAAUUCGAUGCGGGCGAGCUGAUCACGCAGCGGGAACAGGUCUCGGCCCGCAUUGACCACGAGCUCACCAAUCGUGCCCAGCAAUUCGGGCUCAUUUUGGAUGACAUCUCGAUCACGCAUUGCACUUUCGGCCGUGAGUUUACGCACGCCGUCGAGUUGAAGCAGGUGGCCCAACAGGAAGCUGAGAAGGCCCGAUUCUUGGUCGAGAUGGCCGAGCAGACCAAGAAGGCCGCCAUUAUUUCGGCUGAGGGCGACACGGAGGCUGCGGAUUUGUUGGCCAAGGCUUUCGGAAAGGCCGGCGAGGGUUUGGUCGAGCUGCGACGUAUCGAAACGGCCGAGGAGAUUUCAGGACAAAUGGCCGCCUCGCGCAAUGUGGUUUACUUGCCGCAAGGUCAACAAACGCUGCUGUCGUUGCCUCAAUGAAUCUAAAACCCGCCUCUUGUCGCCCCUCCCAUUCAGAAACCAUGAGCCUUCGUUCCACCAGUCUGGAGAAAGACGUGGGGUCGGUGUCUGAGCAUUUGUAUUGUCCGAGCUCGUAUCCGGACCCAGGUUAUAUCCUCCCCCCCACCCUGUGCCGCCUCACAUAAAUUUUUGUUUUGUAUCCGGGCUAGGCCCUGAUCGUGAGUAGCUACUCUAUCAGGACCGACACAAAAUGCAUACAGAGGAAUGAAUACAUUUAUUAUCUAAUCCUG